This is a messenger RNA of Trichogramma pretiosum, 2149 nucleotides long. Its product is annotated as UDP-glucuronosyltransferase 2C1. Gene Ontology annotation, molecular function: UDP-glycosyltransferase activity. The transcript is spliced from 5 exons. Lineage: Eukaryota; Metazoa; Arthropoda; Insecta; Hymenoptera; Trichogrammatidae. Bases 209 to 1822 code for a protein of 537 amino acids. The record is from RefSeq and is a predicted model, not a curated record.
GCUCCAAGAUAAGCCUUAUCUAUUAAUCGUUUGAACGUAUAAAAAGCAUUUAUAAAGUCGUAUACUAGGUAGUAUCAAGACAGUUGCAUUCGAAACAUUCACGCGAUAACUUUGAUUCUUUAAUUCAUCGUAAUUGUGAUCUGCAGUGACUAUUUGUAGUGAAUAUUGUAGUGAAUAUUUUGUUUCAUUUCAAUUUCUAACAAAAACAAUGAAGGGCUUCAAGAUAAUUAUAACAGUAUUAUUAAUUAAUUUUUCAAUCAGCAGAGCCUAUAGAAUUUUGGUAAUAUUUCCAUUCCAUGCCAAAAGUCAUGAUAAUAUGUUGUCUGCAUUUGCGAAAGGUUUAGCUGAGCGUAAACACCAAGUGGAUGUUGUGACGCAUUAUCCUUUAAAAAAUCCACCUGACACGUACAAAGUCGUUGUGAAUUUGAAUGGUACUGAGCCACCCAUAAUAAACAGUUUUCACAUUGAUUAUGCCAAAACGAUAGCUGAAGACGUCACUACCGCGGUGUCAGAUCGUUAUGGUAGUGAUCUUUGCCACUACAUGAAUUUGCCAGAAUUUCAAAAGUUAAUAAAAAAAAUCAAAAGUAGUAAAGAAAAGCUUUAUGAUCUCGUCGUUAUGGAAGUGUUCGGAUCAAGCUGUUACAUUGGUUUUGGCCGCCUUUUGAAAGUACCAGUUGUUGGAAUUUCAACAUUGAUAGAAUUUCCUUGGAUAAGCGAUUUCAUCGGUAACGAUGAUAAUUUAGCUUACGUUCCAUCCUGUUCUUCAACAUAUUUUGACAAAACUAAGUUUUGGGAUAGAUUGAUGAAUUUUUUACAUUAUCACUCUCAAAAAUAUCGUUUCCAAUCAAAAACUGAAAAAAUCCAAACGGAGCUAAUGAGAAAAUAUUUGAGCCCUGAUAUGCCCAAUGUAAGAGAAAUUGAAAAAGAUGUCGCUUUAACUUUUGUUAAUAGGCAUCCAGUAAUAUUUGGGGUAAAGCCAUUGGUUCCAUCUUUGGUAGAACUCAGUGCUUUACACAUAGAGAAAGACCCAAAACUUCCAGCGGAUUUACAAAAAUGGCUUGAUGAGAGUAAAUCAGGUGUUGUAUAUUUUACUUUUGGAUCAAUGGUAUUAAUUGAAACUCUACCAGAACAUCAGCUUCUCGGAAUUUAUGAUUCAUUAAGAAAAUUAAACCAAAGAGUGUUAUUGAAAAUAGCUGACCCAGCAAAAUUACCGCCAAACCUACCAGAAAAUGUAUUAACAUCCCCAUGGAUUCCUCAACAAGCUGUAUUAAAGCAUAAAAAUGUCAAGCUAUUUAUAACACAUGGUGGAUUGAUGGGGUCCCAAGAAGCUUUAUAUUAUGGUGUGCCAAUGAUAGGUAUUCCACUGUUCGGAGAUCAACCGAUAAAUGUGGAUAAAUUUGUUCAAAUGAAAAUGUCUGUAAAAAUAGAGUUUGACAAUUUGACAUCUAGUUCUCUAGAUUGGGCUUUAAAUGAAAUGUUUACAAAUUAUGAAGUUUACAAAGAAAGAGCAGAAUACAAUUCGAGAUUAUUCAAGGACAGGCCGAUGAGUCCACUGGAUACAGCAGAGUACUGGAUCAAGUACGUUAUUCGUUACGGGGCUGGUCCUUUGAAAUCUCCUGCUUUAGAGCUGACUUGGUGGCAAUUAUCAAUGCUCGAUGUAUAUGUUUUUUUACUUAUCUGUUUUAUCGUAGCAAAUCUUUUCUUGUGCUUUUUCUUAUGUAAUUCAGUUAAUUUAUUUUUAGCUGUUGUCAAUUUCAUUAAAAAUCGCAUUAGUAUUAAGCAUAGAACUUCAUCUAGAAAUUUGUCAAAAAAAAUCAAAUGAUUAGAUAGAGUAUAUGUAAUAGGGUUAUUUCUCGUCAAGCAUGAUAAAUUAAAAAAGGAAUAAAACUAUGUAGAUACUCUUAAAAAUGGCAUAGAUAAAUGAAACUGACAGAAAUUGAGCCUUCUAAGUCUAUUUCUCAUGGUUCAACAGAUGCUCAAAGUUGAGUUUUCUUUUUAAAAGUUUUUCUCAAGAUUUUUUUGGAUAUCAAGCUUGACGUAGAAUCGCUCAUAGCAAAUUAUAACGAUAAGUAGGUAGCCUUGUAAAUUAUUUAAAGUGUUCUAAAGAAUAUGUUAAAGUAAAUAAAGUAGAAAUAUUUUUUCAAAUUUA